This is a messenger RNA of Python bivittatus (Burmese python), 3526 nucleotides long. The record is from RefSeq and is a predicted model, not a curated record. NCBI's taxonomy places the organism in Eukaryota, Metazoa, Chordata, Lepidosauria, Squamata, Pythonidae.
UUGAGCCUCCCCCACCAUGAGUAGAUCUUUGGUAUAGUCCAAAAAGGUUUCAGGUUAAAAAGUUAGGAAUUUUAUUUGCGACUCUCUGUUCAUAUGAGUGUUUGCCUGGCGGAACAGGAACUCCAUGGCUUAAAGUCACCUUAAUUCAGACAGCAUCCAUGGGUUCUACUUCAGCCAAGCCCUUUAAAAAUCAGAAGUAUGAAGACCUCAAGCAACAGUGCCUUAAACAGAAGAAGCUCUUCGAAGACCCUGAAUUUCCUGCUUCUGAUGCAUCUCUUUUCUAUCUCAAUCCACCACCAGCAAAUGUGGAAUGGAAACGCCCCAAGGAGCUCUGUGAAGAUCCUCAUCUGAUUGUACACGGAAUCAGUUCUCACGAUUUACAUCAAGGGAGACUUGGAAACUGCUGGUUUGUGGCUGCCUGUUCUUGCCUAGCUCUUCAGAAGAAUCUCUGGCAAAAGGUGAUCCCAAAUAUCAAGGAACAGGAAUGGGACCAAAAAAGGCCAGACAAAUAUGCUGGAAUAUUUCAUUUCCGUUUCUGGUGCCUCGGAGAAUGGAUCGAUGUGGUCAUAGAUGAUCGGUUGCCAACUAUCAACAAUAAACUGCUUUACUGCUCUUCUAAGGACCGCAAUGAAUUCUGGAGUGCACUUCUGGAGAAAGCUUAUGCGAAGAUGGCAGGCUGUUACGAAGCCCUGGAUGACGGCAGCACAGCCGAGGCCAUUGUCGACUUUACGGGAGCCAUGGCAGAAUCCAUCAACCUGGCUGAUGGCAAUUAUGACUACAAUAUCAUCGAGCAGGCGAAACUCUUUGCAGACUUGCUGAAAGUUCAUAAAAGGGGAGGCUUAAUCAGCUGCUACAUCAUGCCUUCAUCCCUCAAUGAUUUUGAGGUACAGACUGACAUGGGCUUAGUCAAAGGCCAUUCCUAUUCUGUGACAUCAGUCCUGAGGCUGUCUCUUGGAGAGAAGCACCUGUGUGGUCCAAAGUCGAAUAAAAUAUUCAUGAUCCGACUAAGGAAUCCUUGGGGAAACAAGGAAUGGAAAGGAGCAUGGAGUGAUGAAUCUGAGGAGUGGAAAAAAGUGAGCAAAUCAGAGCGCACAAGUUUAGGACUCACCUUUGAAAAUGAUGGAGAAUUUUGGAUGACAUUUGAAGACUGGUGCAAAAACUUCACUGAUGUGGAUGUCUGUCGGAUUGUGAACACAUCUUUCUUCAGUAUCCAUAAGACUUGGGAAAAGAAAAUGAUGCGUGGACAGUGGAAGAAGCAUUCUGAUCCCUUGUUAAAUCGCUCUGGGGGAUGUUUAAACCACCAAGCCACCUUUCUCCAAAACCCUCAGUACAUCUUUGAUGUUAAGAAGGUAGAGGACACAGCGUUGAUCUCGCUACAGCAGAAGGACCAACGUAUUCACAAGAAAGAAGGGGCAGGAUAUAACCUUGUUAUUGGCUUUGAAAUCUUCAAGGUAGAGGAUAACCGAGAAUAUCGCUUGCACCAACUGAAAAUACAAGAGAGGAUAACUAACGUCAACUACAUUAGCAAUCGCAUAGUGUAUCUGAAGAUGCUUCUCAAGCAAGGCCGAUACCUGUUGAUCCCAACCACCUUCACCCCAAACAUUGAAGGGGAAUUUAUCCUGAGGCUCUUCACAGAUGUUCCAUCAGCACUCAGGGAGCUGAAGCUGAAUAAACCCAAACUGUCUUGCAAGGAUAUCCUGCUCGGUGUCCCAAAAACGAUGUCCCUCGUUAAAGUCUACAGGGUAGAAGGACUCCAGGGUCAAGACAGUCAUGGGAAAGCCAACCCUUAUGUAGUAAUUAAGUGCGAGAACUCCAAGGUUCGGUCUCCCACCCAGAAAGACACUGUGAAUCCUGUUUUCAACACCCAGGCUGUUUUCUACAGAAGGAAGGUUGACAGCCCUAUUAUUGUCCAGGUCUGGCACAGCACCUUUUUUGACCGAUUCCUGGGAGAAAUACGGCUGUCUGGGUCACCCAGUGAAUCCCGGGAUCUUCAGAAGUACCAGCUCCAUGGCAGAGGCCAGCAGGAAUCAGAAGCAGUACCAGGUCAAAUCACUGUCAAGGUUCUUUCCAGUGAUAACCUAGUAGAGCUAUGAGAGGCUGAUGGACUCAGAGGGGGAACUGUGCUUUGCACACAGGUGUAUGUUGCUUUUAAAAUUCCUUCUUUGGUUUGUAAUCUCUGGGUUGCAAGGGGACAGUACAAAAAUCAGCAAAGAGAAACAAAUGGGGCAGGACUGCCACUGAUGUGAUGACCUCCUCUUCCUUCUUUUCUCUGUCCAUACAUAGUUUACUCUCCUAAAUUGUAAUCAGUUGCAAACAAUGGGUUCACUCAUACCAUUGGGUGGAUCAACUUUGUUGUUGAUCCACUUUUCAGCCUUUUGGUUAGAAAAAUGGGAUGAUGUCACAGAGAUGGCCAGGUUAGCUUCCAAACCCAACCCCCAGGUAGCUUCCUGUCAGUUGAGGAUUCUCAUUGGAAAUGGAUCGUGGUUUGGGUCAGCUGAGUUACCAUUGGGCUAAAAUACCAGCCCUACACUCUGUCCCAAAUUCUGCCAGGACUGCAAGAAGAGAGAGAACCUGUUGUCUGCUUCUUCAGAAUCAAUGUGGCCAUUGGAGGAGAUGCUCUAUUUGACAUGGAGGAUGAGACAUCUCAUAACAGGAGGCUUAACAUUGCAGAAUGGCUAAAUAUGUACUUUGCCUUUGGGAAUUCUAGCAAAUGAAUAGCUUGCCUUCACACAGCUCUAUCUUGCACUCGAGCCAAAAAGAUUACAUAUCAGACAACUGUUCUCCAACAGUCAUCAUUUUUUCGUGAUGUAUAUCUAAGACAACAGGUCAUUGGAUCUGCUCUAGCAUUGGUUGCUCCAGUGGGAAUAGCCCUUGAGUACAGCAUCACUCCAAACAUUCCUGCUGGUGGGAAGAGAGGCAGAGAGAGAUCAGGGCUUUCUUUGGGUGGCCCAAAGAAGUCUUGUCCCCUCAUAUUCCAGAGGGUUCCUCAACAUCUGGAGCACAUUUUCAGGGAGACAUAAAAGGGUUGAGGGGGGGAGAGGGAAAGGACACAACUACAUCUAAGUACUGCCUAAAGGAUUCCCCUGCUCCGUUCCAAGUCUGCACUAAAUGAGAGGUGUCCUGUUAUUGCCAAGACGUUUGUUAUGGAUCCAAGCCAACGCACAGAAAAUAAUACCUGUACUCUGCACUUUUGCUCCUGUCCGAGCAAGGCUCUAUACAGAAUACACGUAAUAUAUUUAAAUAUAUAGAACAGAUUUAAUAAACAUAUUAAAUAUAUUGAAUAAUAUAUUCAACUAUUAACGUCUACAAUAUGACUAAUAGCAGUAGGCAUUCAUAUUGCACUUUUUAUAAACACAAAGCACAUAUAUUAUGCCAAUAAUUCCCAUGGUAGAUUGUAUAACAAAUGCAAUUCUCUUUGUAUUAUUUAUGCCUUUACGGCAGAUGGAAGAAAGGGAAGACUGAGGCUGCCUGUUAAGGACAUGUUGUUUGUUUUGAUACAGUAUGGAAGUAAAAUCUUGAAACUGAA